Calliphora vicina (urban bluebottle blowfly) is the source of this 1287-nucleotide messenger RNA. RefSeq lists its product as uncharacterized. The transcript has a single exon. Lineage: Eukaryota; Metazoa; Arthropoda; Insecta; Diptera; Calliphoridae. Bases 17 to 1285 code for a protein of 422 amino acids. Gene Ontology annotation, cellular component: nucleus. The record is from RefSeq and is a predicted model, not a curated record. Gene Ontology annotation, biological process: regulation of DNA-templated transcription.
CAAUAUAUAUUUGUGUAUGAAUAUGAUUAUGGAUAGCGGACAUUCACAUAACAUACAAAGGGCCUCGCCUAUACAAGAGUGCCCACAACCCAAGGAUUUACAAAUAUCAACUACGCCACCAACACCACCCAACGAUGACAGUUAUCAUGGAAAUACCACUAAUCAGUUAUCACCAAAGACUAACACGCCACCAGCAACCAAGAGCACACUUAAGCGUUCAUUUGAUGUGGCAUUUCUAAUGAUGCCCGACGAACGCUUGAAAAACAAUCAAGUGGAAAAGCAAAGACCUCCUCAAACUCAAUUCUAUCAGCAGUUGAAUAGACAACCAGAGAUUACAGUAAAACAGGAUUUGCGUCGGUAUCCACAUAUAACUGUUAAAACUCCCCGCAUCUAUGAUGAUCCCACAUUGGUAAUAUCUUCACCCGAAUGGGAAUCGACACCUUUGAGAAGUGCAUUUACUAAGGUUCCCUCACGUUUGGAAUCUCCUGGUCAACCAGCUCCUCCCUUAAGUCCAGAUCAGCUAAGCUGUUCGUCAAUGAGUCCUCCCGUCGCUACAACACCACCCCGAUCUGCCAGCGGCAGUAGUAAUGACAUCAUAUCAAUUGACAGUUUGCCUUCAUCACCGACCAACAUGUCGCCUAACAUUGUCUAUCAUAAUUUUCGCCAAGAAUAUUCUCCAAAUGGAGCCUUUCACACAGUCCAGUCCCUACAAACGCACAGACUAAAACAUCACCUGCUUUAUCGUCCGAAUCUCAAUCAAGAACAUCAUUCUUCAGCUCCACCACCUUCUAGUCCACCAGAAUUUUUUCCUGUCUAUCCUGGUUUUCCGUUUCCACAUGGCGCGGGUAAUGUUCCGCAUCCAUUUGCUGGCAUUUCUCAUCCUGAGUUGCCUAGAAUUGUUCAGAAUCCAGCCGCUGCUGCCAUUCUAUCCACACUUAUACCCCCUACGUUGGCCUCAACUUUCACUCUAACUGCUCAGAAUGUGUGUGCAAAAUGUAAUAUUAGUUUCCGCAUGACUAGUGACUUGGUGUAUCAUAUGCGUUCUCAUCACAAAAGUGAAGUAGCGACGGAUCCCAAUCGCCGUAAGCGUGAGGAAAAACUAAAAUGUCCUGUGUGCCAAGAAAGCUUUCGGGAACGUCAUCAUUUAACACGUCACAUGACGGCCCAUCAAGACAAGGAAAGUGACCAGACCAACAACUCCACCAACAGUUCAGCAAAUAAUAGUUUUGCUGGCAACUCCAACUCCCGUCACAGUAGUCAACGGCCUGCUGGCUACAACAAAUGACU